AUGGAUCCCGCCGCUCCCCACCAGCCGCCCUAUACUUACACGGCGAAUCAGGGCUAUGAACAGACCGAAGAGAUACCCCGCGAGCUACAGAUCCAACGAGACGAUGGCACUGCCCUUGACAACCAGGACGACGACAACGAUUUCGACGAUAUCUUUGACGACAAUGACUUUGACGACAAUGACUGGUCGGCUGAUUCGGGAGACUUGACAAAGUCUUACAACAGACAGCGCGGUACCAACGAGGGAGCCGCCCUUCGCUCGAACCAACAAAAGCCUACUGCCAAUACCUUUGCGAGCGUAGACGACCAAGUCUCAGCCCUUUCCAAGCACGCCGCCAAGAUCAGACUCGAUUCCGUUAAACAAGAUGGUGGUGAUUCAAAGGAUAAGGACAAGGCGGACCGCGCCACUAGCGACCAGGUUCUUGACCAGCGCACCCGAAUGAUUCUGCUCCAGAUGAUCAAUCGGGGUUUCGUGAGCGAAGUCCACGGUGCCAUCUCCACAGGAAAGGAAGCCAACGUUUACGGCGCCGUUCUCAUCGACGAAAGCACCGGCGAACCCACCCAGAAAGCGAUCAAGGUCUACAAGACGGCCAUUCUGAGCUUCAAGGACAGAGAGCGUUACAUCACGGGCGAGCACCGUUUCAAGAGUGGCUUCGACAAGGGUAACAACCGCAAGAUGGUUAAACUUUGGGCGGAGAAGGAAUUCCGAAACUUGAGGAGGAUCUACAACUCUGGUAUUCCAUGCCCUGAGCCCAUCAGCCUCAAGCUUCACGUCCUGGUCAUGGGCUUCCUUGGCGACCGCAAGGGCUGGGCGUACCCUCGCCUCCGUGACGCUACCCUGACGGGAGACGAUGUUGAUCAGCAGUGGCACAAGCUUCACGUCCAGCUGCUUGGCAUCAUGCGCAAGAUCUACCAGGUCUGCCGUCUUGUACACGCCGAUCUGAGCGAGUACAACAUUCUAUACCACAAGGGGAAACUCUACAUUAUUGAUGUGUCGCAGAGUGUGGAGCCGGAUCACCCCCGGUCGUUGGAGUUCCUCCGUAUGGACAUCAAGAACGUGGGUGACUUUUUCCGCCGCAAGGGUGUUGAUACGCUGGCCGACCGCGCCAUCUUCAACUUCAUCACUGCUCCCGAGGGACCCGUGGAGGAGCCCGAGAUGGGCAAGGCAAUUGAUGUGCUUUACGAGAAUCGGGCUGAUAUCACUGGCGAGGACAACGCUGCCCAGGAGGAAGUCGACAAUGAAGUGUUCAGAAACCAGUACAUUCCUCAAACAUUAGAGCAGGUCUACGACAUUGAGAAGGAUGCACAAAGGGUUGGAGAGGGGCAGGGUAAUGACCUUGUCUACAGUAACCUGCUGCCAGACCAGGUCAUUGCACCCAAGAAGGCCGAUGGUGAUGAUGACCAACAGCAAGGUUCCACAUCUGAUUCAGACGAUGGUGCAUCCCUCUCUGAUGAUGACUCGCACGAUGAGGCCGAUUUCGAAAAGGGCACUCCCCGAGGCCGUCGCUUCGAAGAUAAGGACGAGAAGAAGGCCCACAAGCAAGCCGUCAAGGAAGCCAAGCGUGAGAAGCGCAAGGAAAAGAUGCCCAAGCAUCUCAAGAAGAAGAUCGUCGCCAGCUCAUCCCGUCGCAAGAAAUAA
Fusarium poae is the source of this 1638-nucleotide messenger RNA. RefSeq lists its product as uncharacterized. The transcript is spliced from 2 exons. Gene Ontology annotation, biological process: maturation of SSU-rRNA. Gene Ontology annotation, molecular function: ATP binding; protein serine/threonine kinase activity. NCBI's taxonomy places the organism in Eukaryota, Fungi, Ascomycota, Sordariomycetes, Hypocreales, Nectriaceae. The record is from RefSeq and is a predicted model, not a curated record. Gene Ontology annotation, cellular component: preribosome, small subunit precursor; cytosol. Bases 1 to 1638 code for a protein of 545 amino acids.